AUGUGAGGAAAAAUGCCGAGAAAUUUUAUUUAACACUGCUUUAUCUGUGGAUGACCAAAGACACCGUGUGCUGCAUGGACAUCAAGAUCUCAAGUACAACUACACUUGUUACACACGAGCAACAGAUGACCCAUGGCUUCGACAAAAAACACACCGUGUUGUAUCUCUAUUUGUAAAAGCUCAGACAAGUGCCCAGACUUGGAAAGUUGCCCCAAGUAAUACUCCGGUUCCUGUUCAGCCAAGGGAUUCAAGCGGAGGUCAAUUAACUGAAACUAAAAUGUUGGCAAUGUUUUCCCUCGCUGUGGUCAUGGCGAUGAUGACACUGGUAGUUUAUUUAUGUGUGAACCACAACCGAUGCAGCGGGAAUGGGGAUAAUGAUGAUGAUGAUGGUGAUGUGCCCAGAUCAGGUUCACCAGUGCAUUCCCAAGUUGUUGUCUCACCCGUAAAUGGGUCAACCCAAAAUGAACAACUGACUUUACGAGUUUCCUCACCAGACAUUGAGAGUCGAAGUGAGGUUCCAUAUGCCGAAAUCAUGAUUUCAGUCAGAGGUGUCAGUACACCAGAACUCACUCAGGUCAGCUACUUGGCAACAGAAAACUUACAACAGUGGCAAGGCUGCGAAUCGAGGGGUCCCAUGCAGGCCUCACGCUCGGCUGACAGGCUUCACCUUCCGCAGACCAGGGAGGUCAGCCGCAAGAUGAGCACCAACUCCGAGUACGCAGUCAUCACGUACGGUUGACUCGAGUUCUGAUUAUUCUGUCCCUGCUAUGAGAUGAAUGAAUGGAUGGAUGGAUGGAUACAGCUAUAGUAGAAAGACAGACGGGCAGGCGGAUGGAUAAAUGAAUAGCUGGAGAGAUGGAUGAUAGUUUGUGCGUGUGUGUAUCAGUUCCAGCAGGUUUAAAUAGAUCUAUACUCUACCAAAGUAAUUUUUUUUGGCAAGCUAUGUGUACUUUACUUGUAUAUUUAUUUUACUGAAUCACUGGAAAUAGUGUGAACAUUCCAUCAGAAUAUAUUCCAUGUGGCUAUAUGUAUGCUACAGUAAUUCUAUGCUUAAAAAGUCACUCGUGUAACUUUGAGUCAUAAAUUCGGUGUUCAGUAUAAUAAAACAAUGAAAUAAACAAUAAAGUUGCCUAAGAUGGGCCAAUACA
This is a messenger RNA of Phycodurus eques (leafy seadragon), 1148 nucleotides long. RefSeq lists its product as uncharacterized. Lineage: Eukaryota; Metazoa; Chordata; Actinopteri; Syngnathiformes; Syngnathidae. The record is from RefSeq and is a predicted model, not a curated record. The transcript has 11 exons. The coding region runs from base 278 to 739 and encodes 153 amino acids.